This is a messenger RNA of Pediculus humanus corporis (human body louse), 705 nucleotides long. RefSeq names its product Breast cancer metastasis-suppressor, putative. The record is from RefSeq and is a predicted model, not a curated record. NCBI's taxonomy places the organism in Eukaryota, Metazoa, Arthropoda, Insecta, Psocodea, Pediculidae. The transcript is spliced from 3 exons. Bases 1 to 705 code for a protein of 234 amino acids. Gene Ontology annotation, cellular component: Sin3-type complex. Gene Ontology annotation, molecular function: histone deacetylase binding. Gene Ontology annotation, biological process: negative regulation of transcription by RNA polymerase II.
AUGUCUGUGAUAAAAUUAGACAGGAAUCAAGGGGAAGAUAGCGAUGUCGAAGAAAUUGACCACGAUUCAAAUGAUUCUGAUAAAUCAAGUUCGAAUAGCGAUUCUUCCGAUAAUGGAACGGAUUAUGAUGAUUCUUCUGAAAUGGAUGAAGAAGAAUGUGAAAGACUGAGAUCUGAAUAUGUAGAAGAUUUAGUGGAUUUAGAAAGACAAUUUACUCUUCUUAGAGAACAACUUUAUAGAGAAAGAUUUACUCAAGUAGAUAGCAAAUUAUUAGAAAUUAGAAGUGGUAGAGCACAGGAAUACCUUCAACCGCUUCAACAACUACAAGAAAACAUGCGAAUACGAACUGAAGUUGCAGCCAUUUUAAAACAAUUUUCAUUAGCUAGUGUAAAUAAUCAAAUUGACGCGGAAGCCAUUGCAGCUGUUCAAAAUCUACAAAGCGAGCAAAAGCUAUUAUGGGAUACAAUCCAGGAUGGUUUGGAGGGUGAAAUACGAAGACUGGAGGAGGAUAGGAAUAACAUUGAUGUCAAUUCGGCACUUUGGGGAAGCGAACAACCUAGGAGAACAUCAGGUUCUAGAAGAAAACCGGUUUCAGUAAAUGGACCUUAUAUUAUUUACAUGUUACACGAAUCAGAUAUUUUAGAAGAUUGGACAAUAAUAAAAAGAGCAUUAACAGUUUGUAAAAGAAAAUCAGAAUUAAAUUAA